CCCAGCGAACGAGGCGAUGCAACAUAAUCCUUGUCCAUAAUGCGGCACUUGAAGAUAUGUAUGAGUGAGCAAUGCCUUUGAUCCGUGGCCACUUUCCUGUGGUUUUCGCCGCGAACUCCCUGCACAGAAAUGUGCUGCAAAAAUGUCCAGUAAAACCAAAAACCGGCGGGGCCAAAACAGGCGGGGCCGAAACAUAGGCCCAGGUUGGCUCUGGGACGACGCUCGACAGAAGCAUUAUUACGCAGAUGACCAAAAGCGCUGCUGGUUCUUCGAUGAUGGAACCACGAUCCCGUACGAACAGGAGGUUACUCAACCUCUCGAUAGUCGAGUCCCACGCUCUGCCGUCGAUAACCAUUAUCGUAGCGACGACGAUGGAAAUGAUCUGAACUCUCAGUUUGCCGAACUCGACGUCAGCCAAGACUACCAGGACUCGGAAUAUAUAGAGGGCUACAAAUCACCGGCCCACGAACAUCACGAACCCCAUUAUACUUCGCGUACUCAGCGGUCCGACAACUACGGCGAAGCACAAUAUGAUUCGGCGGCGCAGGGUCCGGCAACAAAAUCUCAGUCUGGAUUACUUUGGGGUUCGCAGCAGACCCCCUACGAAGCACCAUAUAGUCCGUAUCCCAGCACAUCCAUUCCAAUUCCACCGUACGGUGCGCAGCAGAACCUCAUAACCUACCACGCUCGCCCUCAAUACUCCUCAGACGCGCAACAACCUUAUUCUAACACACAGCGAGUACCAUACUCAUUGACAGAGGCGGAUGUCUUCUUCGAUCCUCCUCACAAUAUCACAGAUCCACGCCUCUACAAGAAAGAUAUAACUGCCUUGGCUCGAGUAUAUGGGAUCGAACUUUCAAAAUGCGCCGUAUUAGGAACAGUCUUCAAGAUUCCGUGGUCAGAGUCUUCGGGCAUCGACUCAGAUCGUGAUGAAGUAGAAGGGGACUAUGGCUUCCCUUUUCGUUGGUUUGUUGUUGUCUUAGGGACGGGCGGCACCCGUUUCUGUUCUUGCUUACUAAUAACCACUUAUCAAGGGUGGGGUAUCCAGAAGGCGGGGAUUGCCGUCGACGCCCAUGAAGUAAUCGGUACUCGACAAGACCUGUGUGAGGACGAAAAAUUGGGCCAACCAAUCAUAGUAAAACCAAAAGUCUAUGACUCCAGGAUGCCAUACAAUUCCCUGGUCAACUUUGAGAAGAUAUACAGCAUAGAUCGCGACGUUUGCGUCGUUGAGUUUGGCAAGGUUGACCGAUAUCAAAGCCACAGCCUUUUCGAGACGCUAGUGAGAAUUUGGUCGACUGUGACGGCUAAUUUGUCUGAAGAGGAGCGGCAACGGCGUCAAGUUGAGGACAGAAACCGUUGGGAACGAAAUCAAGACGAUUUCGCUGAUGGUUAAGAGGGUUGAUAUAGAGAUGGAACAUUUUAAUGAUGAGCUUAUGGAUUGUAACUCCACUGGUGUCUAGAGUGACUGCGUCACCACCGGAAAUGGCAUUGACAGCUCUGUCCCAAAAAUAUCAACGAAAUCUUCCUGCACGGUCUCCUAUCCGCCGACUCCGACGGCGUCGCCAAUUUGAAGCUCUCUUCUCAGUUCACUGCACCGGCUGCACAACACACACUCAUGUCCUCGUACACUUUAAUGGCACAAUCUACCCAGACGGCACGUAUGGCGGCGGUGUAAUGUCUCAUGUCUGCUAACUCUUCUUU
This is a messenger RNA of Hyaloscypha bicolor E, 1701 nucleotides long. RefSeq lists its product as uncharacterized. The record is from RefSeq and is a predicted model, not a curated record. Lineage: Eukaryota; Fungi; Ascomycota; Leotiomycetes; Helotiales; Hyaloscyphaceae. The transcript is spliced from 6 exons. The coding region runs from base 143 to 1393 and encodes 416 amino acids.